Molecule: messenger RNA, 864 nt
Organism: Rhipicephalus sanguineus (brown dog tick)
Lineage: Eukaryota; Metazoa; Arthropoda; Arachnida; Ixodida; Ixodidae
Product: beta-galactosidase-1-like protein
Exons: 2
Coding region: 1-864 (287 amino acids)
Biological process (GO): carbohydrate metabolic process
Cellular component (GO): vacuole
Molecular function (GO): beta-galactosidase activity
Source: RefSeq, a predicted model, not a curated record
AUGCAAUUGGCACUGUGUCCCAAGCAACGCUCCCUCGUCAUUGACCAAACGCGUGCGAUCUUCCUGAAAGACGGCCAGCCGUUCCAGUUUGUGGCGGGUGAGAUGCACUACUUCAGAGUUCCGAGAGCGUACUGGAAGGACCGGCUGUACAGUCGAUGGAGCGGACACGAGCCGGAACCUCAGGUGUACAACUUCGAAAACAACCACGACCUUGUCGCCUUCCUGGCCGGUCUCUUGGCCGUGGCUCGCCCAGGCCCUUACAUCUUUGCAGAGCGAGACAACGGUGGAUUCCCGUACUGGCUGCUCCGAAACCAUCCGCAGGUGGAGUACAUGACCACUGACAGGAACUUCACGGCGGCCGUGGACCGGUGGUUCGGGAAGCUCCUUCCAAUGCUGGUACCACAUCUGUAUCGAAACGGGGGCCCCACCUCCGCUGUGCAAGUCGAUAACAAACACGACCACUACGGUAAGUGUGACCUGCCAUAUAUGGAACACUUGCUGACCGUCAUGGAGUCUCACAUGGGCAAGGACUUGGUGUACGUCCGCACGGACUUUGCGGAAGUUAAGUACUACGCCUGCGACAGGGUGCGUGGCAUUGUGGUUGCCGGUAACAUGUCGCCGCACUACAGCCUUUCCGAUGCCUUUGACGGCAUGAAGCAGGCCAAUCCCAAGCCGGCUCCUAGUGUAGUCGUCGAGUAUAACACCGGUUGCAUGGAUUACUGGGGCUUUUCGCACAACUACAAGACUAAGGACGCCAUUCUGAACACGUACAAGAUCAUGAUAGCUCAGAACACCUCGGUAGUUAUGUACAUGUUCGUCGGCGGCACCAACUUCGGCUUCAAGUCGGGGAAGGGCGACACUUGA